CACAAGUUGUUGUUCUAGUGAGUUAAUUACACGAUAGUACCACAAUUGGGGCCGUGGUGACGAACUGGUACCAGUUUUGAAAAUUUUUACGUGUCAGUACCACGUUUGGACCGAACCGUUGCAAAUCGGGCUAAACUUCGUAUUUGUACGUAUUGACGCUGGAACUGACCGCCCGGGCCCGCGCGUCAGAUGCCACGCUGGCGAAUCGGCACUCGCCCGCUCGCUCAAUAGGUGCGGUCCGGCCCGUGCUCCACUCUGUUCCUCGUCGCCGUCUCUGUUCGUCGACGAACCCUAGCUCCCUGCGCGUACGGCGAUGGCGGCGGCGCCCCCGGGCGGUGGUGGCGGCAGCGGCGGUGGCGGCGACGGCGAUGGCGGCGGCGCAAACCUUCCCCUCUUCGGCAUCGGCGCGGCAGGAGGAAUCGAGGGGAGAUCUCCAAUCGAGGGCGGCGAUGGCUACUCGAGCUCUGAGUACUCCAGCGACGACGACGAGUUCAUUGAGCCCGCACUGUCCAUGGAGCAGCGGGUACGGCUGGCAAAGCAAUGGGUGGCGAACCCUAGCAAUAGCCAUGAGCUGACCCACGGGCUCGGCGGCGUCCUUUUAUAUGAAGACAUAUGGAAUGUUAGGAUCCAUUUUGACAAUAAUGAUCUGUUAGAGAGGAAAUUAAGCUCUUCAGAUGUGACAUAUCUAAAUAUGGUUGCAUUGAUGGAAACCCAAGGCUUCGGUAUUGAUGAUUCACUGAUGUUUUACAUGGAGACCCCAGGAGAGCAGGGCUUGGAAUUGGUUGAUAGUAAUGUUAAACUACAGUUGAUCAAGAGGCAGAAUGAGGAGAGUUUGGUGCUUAAUUUGCUAUUUAGGGCUUGUCCACCAGCUGUCAGUGUACCACAGAAGGGUUUUGUACGGAAGCAAAAUUUAGAUAUAACUGAAUAUUCUGAGCCUGUUGUUUUUGAUCUUGCCGAUCCUCCUGUUUAUGCUGUUGAUCAGCAAGGUGUUGCUUAUGAAGGUCAGAGUAGCAGUUAUAUUGCAGCUGUAGGCCCUGCUGUUUUAACACAAGAGAGCAGGAGUGUUCUAAAUCCCAAGUUAAAAGAAGUUGUGGAAGAAGAACAAGUUGGCUAUGAUGGCAGUUAUGCAUGUUCAUCUGAAGGAUCUGAAGGGCAGUAUGAUAGUGACAUGGGGGAUUUAAGGCCUAACUAUAAUGAGGAAAUGCAUGAUGCUGAAGACAUGGAGAUGGAAGAGGAAAAUAGACAGAGAGAGGAAGAAGUACAAGAGCAACAUGAGGAAGAAACAGAGGAUGAAGAAUCAGAAGAAGAAUUAGAGGAUGAAGAACAAGUGCAUUAUGAGGGUGACACAGAGGUAGAGGAAUUAUUUGAGUUGGAGGAUGAUGACCCUAUUGUUCCAGAAGAGGAGGAAAAAAUAUAUGUGCCAGCAAAGAAGAAGCAGAAGUUACAAGUAAGGAGGGGACCAACAACAAGGUCACAUUCCAGUGUUUUAGAAGAAGUGCAACCUGAUUGGAAACCAUCAUCAGAUGAAGAAGAUGAUAGUUUAUUGAAGGACAGUGAAGAUGAUGGGUUUGAGCCACUAGCAUUUGUGCUACCUCAAAAAAGGAAGAGUAGGGCAAAGAAGAGGCCAGCUAGAGUAUGGUACAAUGAGGAUUUGGAACAACCACACCAACAACUAAAACUGCAUAUGUGCUUCAAAGAUCAACAUCAAUUCAGAGAUGCUCUGUUGAGCUUGCACAU
Molecule: messenger RNA, 1737 nt
Organism: Triticum aestivum (bread wheat)
Lineage: Eukaryota; Viridiplantae; Streptophyta; Magnoliopsida; Poales; Poaceae
Source: RefSeq, a predicted model, not a curated record